AUGGCGCUGGCCAGGCCUGGGGCCCAGGACCCCAGACGUGUGGCCUCUCUCCUGCUGCUACUGCUGCUACUCUGGGUCCCUGCCCUUACCCUCCUGACUGGCACGGUACCCCCAGAGAUGCAGAGCGCCUGCGCCUCAGAUCCCUGUGGCCCAGAAGCCAGAUGCCAGGCUACAGAGAGCGGCGGCUACACCUGUGGGCCCCCAGAGCCCCAGGGCUGUGCCAGCCAGCCCUGUCACCAUGGUGCUCUCUGUGUGCCCCAGGGCCCAGAUCCCCACGGCUUCCGCUGCUACUGCGUGCCUGGGUUCCAGGGCCCACAGUGCGAGCUGGACAUUGACGAGUGUGCGUCCCGGCCGUGCCACCAUGGGGCCACCUGCCGCAACCUUGCCGAUCGCUAUGAGUGUCAAUGCCCCCUGGGCUAUGCAGGUGUGACCUGCGAGGCCGAGGUGGACGAGUGCGCUUCGGCACCCUGCCUGCACGGGGGCUCCUGCUUGGAUGGCGUGGGCUCCUACCGCUGCGUGUGCGUGCCGGGCUACGGCGGCGCCCAGUGCCAGCUGGACCUCGACGAGUGCCAGAGCCAGCCGUGCGCACACGGAGGUGUAUGCUACGACCUGGUAAACGGGUUCCGCUGCGACUGCGCGGGCACAGGCUACGAGGGCACACGCUGCGAACAGGAGGUGCUGGAGUGCGCAUCUGCGCCCUGCGCGCACAACGCGUCCUGCCUUGAGGGCCUCGGGAACUUUCGCUGCCUCUGCUGGCCAGGCUACAGCGGCGAGCGGUGCGAAGUGGAUGAGGACGAGUGCGCAGCGCGCCCCUGCCGGCAUGGCGGCCAGUGCCUCCAGCGCUCCGAUCCUGCGCUCUACGGGGGCGUCCAGGCCACUUUUCCCGGGGACUUCAGCUUCCGCCACGCUGCAGGCUUCCUGUGUCGCUGCCCUCCGGGCUUUGAGGGUGCAGACUGCAGCGUGGAUGUGGAUGAGUGCGCCUCAGGGCCCUGCCAGCACGGAGGCCACUGCCAGGACCUGCCCAACGGCUUCCAGUGCCACUGCCUGGAUGGCUUCACAGGCCUCACAUGUCAGGAGGAGGUGGACGAGUGCCUGUCGGAACCCUGCCUGCAUGGUGGAAGCUGCCGGGACACCGUGGCGGGCUACGUCUGCUGGUGCCCUGAGGCCUGGGGUGGCCUGGACUGCUCUGUGCCACUCACAGGUUGCCAGAGCCACACCUGCCCGCCGGCUGCCACCUGCAUCCCCAUCUUUGAGUCUGGGGUUCACAGUUUUGUCUGCCACUGCCCCCCUGGGACCCACGGACCCCUAUGUGGCCAGAACACCACCUUCUCUGUGGCAGCUGGGAGCCCCGCAUGGAUUUUGGUGCCAGUGGGCAAUGACCGCAUGAGGCUGGCACUGCGGUUUCGCACCACACUACCGGCUGGAAUCUUGGCUAAUCGCAUCCAGGACACCCAGGACAGCCUGGAGCUGGCCCUGGUGGCAGCAACACUGCAGGCCACACUCCAGAGCCAUGGCACCAUUGUGCUGGUUUUGAGACUGCCGGAUCUGGCCCUGAACGAUGGACAUUGGCACCGGGUGGAGGCGGUGCUGGGCCCAGGGAGCCUGGAGCUGCGGCUCUGGCACGAGGGUUGCCCUGGCCGGCUCUGCAUAGUCUCCGGCCCUGUAACGCCGUCCCUGACCACAUUCACAGGACCCAGCUCAACUCAGCUGGGCGGCGGGGAGUUUGUGGGCUGUUUCCAGGACGUGCAGGUGGACGAGCGCCUCCUGCUGCCUGAGGCCUUUGGGGAGGCCGCACUGCCGGGCUGCGAGCGCCAGGAACAGUGCCAGCCCCUGUCCUGUGCCCACGGAGGGUCCUGCGUGGACCUGUGGACUCGCUUCCACUGCGACUGCCCCCGGCCUUACAGCGGCCCCACAUGCGAGGACGAAGCCGUAGCUGCCACCUUUGGCUUGGCGGGCAUCGUGAGCUCCGCUUCCUUCCUGCUCCGCGAACCCCCUGGCCCCAACCUCACAGUGUCCUUCCUCCUGCGCACCCGGAAGCCCACCGGCUUGCUGCUCCAGUUUGUCAAUGGCUCAGCCGCCGCCAGCCUGACGAUCUUCCUGAGCCAGGGACAGGUCCGGGCCCAAGUGCCUGGCAAUCCUCCCAUGGUGCUGCCUAGGCGCUGGGACGAUGGGCUCCGCCGCCUGGUGACACUCAGCUUCGGGCCUGAGCAGCUUCAGGGCCUCGGGCAGCAGGUGUACGUGGGCGGGAAGUCUGGGCCAGCCACCGACAUGGGGGCCUGGGGAGGGCCCUUCCAAGGCUGCCUCCAGGACCUACGAUUCAACGGCCUGCACCUGCCCUUCUUCCCUCCGCCAUGGGAGAAUUCAAGUCAGCUGGCUCACGAGCUGGACGGCUGGCACUCUGAAAACCUCACUGAGGGCUGCGUCUCGGAGGACACAUGCAAUCCCAACCCCUGUUUGAAUGGUGGGACUUGCCUUGUCACCUGGAAUGACUUCCACUGUACCUGUCCUGACAACUUCACAGGGCCCACCUGUGCCCAGCAGCUCUGGUGCCCUGGCCAGCCCUGCCUCUCACCUGCCACCUGUGAGGAGGUCCCUGAUGGCUUUGUCUGUGUAGCCGAGACCACGUUCCGCGAGGGGCCCCCGGCAGAGUUCAGCGGGAGCAAUGUGUCCUCGGGACGCGCGCUCAGUGGCCUCUCGUUGGCCUUCCGCACGCGGGACGCCGAGGCGGGGCUGCUGCGGGCAUCUGCCGGUGCCCACGCCGCCGUCUGGCUGGAGGUGCGCAACGGCUCGCUGGCGGCUGGCGUGCGCAGCGGCCACGGCCUGCCCGGCGCCCUACUGCCUGCGCCCGGGCCGCGCGUGGCCGACGGCGCCUGGCACCGAGUGCGCCUGGCCAUGGAGAGCCCGGAGGCCACCGCCACCACCGCCACCACCGCCUCUCGAUGGCUGCUUUGGUGGGACGGCUCGGCGACGCCUGUGGUGCUGCACGGCCUCGCCGGCGACUUGGGCUUCUUGCAGGGCCCCGGCGCCGCGCGCCUACUGCUGGCCGAGAACUUUACUGGCUGCUUGGGCCGCGUGGCCGUCGGCAGCCUCCCGUUGCCCCUGGCGCGGCCGCGUCCCGGCGUGAUCCCCGGCCCUCGGGAGCAUUUUGCAGCUUGGCCCGGGGCGCCGGUCCCAAGCCUAGGCUGCCGCAGCGCGCCCGUGUGCGAGCCCUCGCCCUGCCUGCACGGCGGCGCCUGCCGAGACCUCUUCGACGCCUUCGCCUGCGCCUGUGGCCCGGGCUGGGAGGGCCGGCGCUGCGAGGCCCGUGCCGACCCCUGUCGAUCAGCGCCCUGCGCCCGGGGCCGCUGUCAUGCACGCCCUGACGGCCUCUUUGAGUGUCGCUGCCCGCCGGGAUUCGCGGGCCCACGUUGCAGGGUGCCAGCCCCGGAUGACGGGUGCAGCCUCAACGCCACCUGUCUCAAUGGCAGCUGCCCGGGCGACUCUGCUGGCCCCAGGUGCCGGGUCCCUGUGUUCCCCUGCGAUGCCAACCCCUGCCUGAAUGGGGGCACGUGCCAGGCGGCUGGUGGGCGGCCUGAAUGCGUGUGCGGUGCCAGGUUCUCGGGCCAGUUCUGUGAAGUGGUGAAGGGCCUGCCGCUGCCGCUGCCGUUCCCGCUGCUGGAGGUGGUGGUGCCUGCGGCCUGUGUCUGCCUCCUCCUCCUCCUCCUGGGCCUCCUCUCGGGGAUCCUGGCGGCCAGAAAGCGGCGCCAGUCAGAGGGCACCUACAGCCCGAGCCAGCAGGAGGUGGCCGGGGCCCGGCUGGAGAUGGACAGUGUCCUCAAGGUGCCGCCCGAGGAGAGACUGAUCUAGCA
Messenger RNA from Ochotona curzoniae (black-lipped pika), 3848 nucleotides. It is a transcript of the gene CRB2, whose product is annotated as crumbs cell polarity complex component 2. Gene Ontology annotation, biological process: heterophilic cell-cell adhesion; establishment or maintenance of epithelial cell apical/basal polarity. The record is from RefSeq and is a predicted model, not a curated record. The transcript has 13 exons. Gene Ontology annotation, cellular component: plasma membrane; protein-containing complex. Gene Ontology annotation, molecular function: calcium ion binding. NCBI's taxonomy places the organism in Eukaryota, Metazoa, Chordata, Mammalia, Lagomorpha, Ochotonidae. The coding region runs from base 1 to 3846 and encodes 1281 amino acids.